AUGUCCACCGAGCCCGCCCCCGUCCCCGCUCCUACCCCCAUCCCAUCCACUCUCCCGCUCACCCGCGACUCCGUCCUCUCCGCCCACGCCCUCAUCACACCCCACAUCCACCGCACCCCCGUGCUCACCUCCACCACCCUCUCCGCUCUCGCCUCAACCCCCACCACGCCUAUAACCCUCCUCUUCAAGGCCGAGAACCUGCAAAAGAUCGGUGCCUUCAAGAUCCGUGGCGCCACACACGCACUCGCCCGCCUCUCCGACGAGCAGCUGAGGAAUGGCGUGGUGACGCAUAGCUCUGGCAACCACGCCCAAGCCCUCGCCCUCGCCGCCCGCACCGCCUCCCAAACCCGCGGCUUCCCCAUCCCCGCCUACAUCAUCAUGCCGCGCAUCUCCACGCCCAGCAAGAUCGCCGCGACCCGCUCCUACGGCGGCACCGUCACCUUCAGCGGGCCCACCUCUGUCGAGCGCGAAGCCGCCACCGCCGAGGUCCAGGCGCGCACCGGCGCCGUGUACGUCCCGCCGUACGACCACGGCAACAUCAUUCUGGGCCAGGGGACGCUGGCCGUCGAGCUCCUAGAGCAGGCGGCAGAGCUCGGACGGCCGCUGGAUGCGAUCGUGGCGCCGUGCGGCGGCGGCGGGAUGCUGAGUGGUGUUGCGGUCGCGUGUGCGGGGACGGGGGAGGAGGUGGAGAGGUGGGCGGCGGAGGAGAGGGAGGAGGGGAGGGCGAGGAGGGGAGGGAGGGGGUACAACGUGGGUGUUGUGCUGAGUGGGGGGAAUACGACGAUUGAGAAGAUUGUCGAGCUGUUUGGGAAGAAGAAGGAGUAG
Messenger RNA from Morchella sextelata, 825 nucleotides. RefSeq lists its product as uncharacterized. The record is from RefSeq and is a predicted model, not a curated record. The transcript is spliced from 3 exons. Gene Ontology annotation, biological process: pyruvate biosynthetic process; L-serine metabolic process; D-serine biosynthetic process. Gene Ontology annotation, molecular function: magnesium ion binding; D-serine ammonia-lyase activity; pyridoxal phosphate binding. Bases 1 to 825 code for a protein of 274 amino acids. NCBI's taxonomy places the organism in Eukaryota, Fungi, Ascomycota, Pezizomycetes, Pezizales, Morchellaceae.